AUGGCCAAGCUUCCCACCAUGGCCAAGCUUCCCACCAUGCCCAAGCUUCCCACCAUGCCCAAGCUUCCCACCAUGGCCAAGCUUCCCACCAUGGCCAAGCUUCCCACCAUGGCCAAGCUUCCCACCAUGGCCAAGCUUCCCACCAUGGCCAAGCUUCCCACCAUGCCCAAGCUUCCCACCAUGGCCAAGCUUCCCACCAUGGCCAAGCUUCCCACCAUGGCCAAGCUUCCCACCAUGGCCAAGCUUCCCACCAUGGCCAAGCUUCCCACCAUGCCCAAGCUUCCCACCAUGCCCAAGCUUCCCACCAUGGCCAAGCUUCCCACCAUGGCCAAGCUUCCCACCAUGCCCAAGCUUCCCACCAUGCCCAAGCUUCCCACCAUGGCCAAGCUUCCCACCAUGGCCAAGCUUCCCACCAUGGCCAAGCUUCACACCAUGCCCAAGCUUCCCACCAUGGCCAAGCUUCCCACCAUGGCCAAGCUUCCCACCAUGUCCAAGCUUCCCACCAUGUCCAAGCUUCCCACCAUGGCCAAGCUUCCCACCAUGUCCAAGCUUCCCACCAUGCCCAAGCUUCCCACCAUGGCCAAGCUUCCCACCAUGGCCAAGCUUCCCACCAUGGCCAAGCUUCCCACCAUGCCCAAGCUUCCCACCAUGUCCAAGCUUCCCACCAUGCCCAAGCUUCCCACCAUGCCCAAGCUUCCCACCAUGGCUAAGCUUCCCACCGUGGCCAAGCUUCCCACCGUGGCUAAGCUUCACACCAUGCCCAAGCUUCCCACCAUGGCUAAGCUUCCCACCGUGGCCAAGCUUCCCACCAUGCCCAAGCUUGGACAUGGUGGGAACUAG
Procambarus clarkii (red swamp crayfish) is the source of this 840-nucleotide messenger RNA. RefSeq lists its product as uncharacterized. The record is from RefSeq and is a predicted model, not a curated record. Lineage: Eukaryota; Metazoa; Arthropoda; Malacostraca; Decapoda; Cambaridae.